CUAACCCCCAAACUGUGGGACAUGAGCCCUCUCUUCAAGCCCUGACUGUGGAGUGUGCGACUGACUCUGAUCCCCAGUGUUCUCUCUGGUGAUGUCCCACAGUUCUGCCCUCGGUUUCCUUCCAAUGUGUCCCAGUUCCUCUGUCCCUUGCGAGCUACACAGGCCACCCAGGGUCUGGUGUGGGCCAUGAGUGUAGAAGAUGGGGGUAUGCCAGGCCUUGCCCGUCCAAGACAGGCUCGCUGGACCCUGAUGCUCUUCCUGUCCACUGCCAUGUAUGGUGCCCAUGCACCAUUCUUAGCACUGUGCCACGUGGAUGGCCGAGUGCCCUUCCGGCCCUCCUCAGCUGUGUUACUCACUGAGCUGACCAAACUCCUCUUAUGCGCCUUCUCCCUCCUGGUGGGCUGGCAAACAUGGCCCCAGGGCACACCACCCUGGCGCCAGGCUGCACCUUUUGCACUAUCGGCCCUGCUCUAUGGCGCCAACAACAACCUGGUGAUCUACCUGCAGCGUUACAUGGACCCCAGCACCUAUCAGGUGCUGAGCAAUCUCAAGAUUGGAAGCACAGCUCUGUUGUACUGCCUCUGCCUCGGGCAUCGCCUCUCGGCGCGUCAGGGGUUGGCACUGCUGCUGCUGAUGGCUGCGGGAGCCUGCUAUGCAUCCGGCGGCUUUCAGGAACCUGCCAACACCCUUCCUGGCCCCCCGUCAGCAGCCGGAGCCCGUCCCAUGCCCUUGCACAUCACUCCACUGGGACUUGCGCUCCUCAUCUUGUACUGCCUCAUCUCUGGCCUGUCAUCGGUGUACACAGAACUGGUCAUGAAGCGACAGCGGCUGCCCCUGGCUCUCCAGAACCUCUUCCUCUACACUUUCGGGGUGAUCCUGAACCUUGGACUCUAUGCUGGCAGUGGCCCAGGCCCAGGCUUCUUAGAGGGUUUCUCCGGAUGGGCGGUGCUUGUGGUGCUGAACCAGGCAGUAAACGGACUGCUCAUGUCAGCUGUCAUGAAGCAUGGCAGCAGCAUCACGCGCCUCUUCAUCGUGUCCUGCUCCUUGGUGGUCAACGCCGUGCUCUCGGCUGCGCUGCUGCAGCUCCAGCUCACAGCCGUCUUCUUCCUGGCCACACUGCUCAUUGGCCUGGCUGUGUGCUUGUACUAUGGUAGUCCCUAAGGCCCUGACCACCCCCACCCUCACUUGUGGCUGUGUAGAUUAGAUGCGACCACCAGAGCCACCUCCCAUGUCACCACCACACCCCACCCCAGCAGCCCUGUAACAAGUGCCUUGUAAGAAAAGCUAAGGUGGCCAUGUUAGCCUUUGGAUGUUCAGGUGGGUGAGAGUUACCCCUAGGUGGCAUAAAGAGUGGGCUUGGUUAAGGAAACACCUAACUGCACCCCUAUAGUCCUUCAUAAUAAAGAACUGGAAGCCCCAAACCCAGGCCUGGGCAGCCUGUCCCUGAGGAACCCUGCCUUGUCCUGCAUGAACAUGGCUACUUCAAGUCAAGUUUCGCUCUUCUCCCCUGCGUGGUCACUCCUGCCCUGAGGCUUGGUGCUGGCUGCUCCAGCCUAGCAUGACUUCCACAUCAGGUAUUUUAGUUUGCCUGCUCCACAGCCUGUUCCUCUUACCCAGCCAUUAUUUUGGAAAGGUCAGAGGGGGCUGGUUCUUGACUCACUUCAGGGAACAUUGUCCCUGGGCCCUGGCUUAAGCCUACACUCCUAACCCUGUGCUAACUCGGGGGCCCUGUUGAAGCUCACUUCACCGCUGAGGCAUUUGGGAGGGACUGUUUUUCCCACUCUUGCCCCUUCUAGUGUGUCCCAGCUCCCAACAGCCAGGAACGGCUCUGCAGAGUAACCAGGGACCAGGUACAGAAAACGUUUAUAGCUAAUCAGUGUCCAACUACUUAAGCAAUAAGGUCUUAAUAAAGUGUUCAGGUGUAGGGUGCUUCCUACAACCAUUCACA
Messenger RNA from Peromyscus eremicus (cactus mouse), 1948 nucleotides. Its product is annotated as probable UDP-sugar transporter protein SLC35A4. Bases 187 to 1161 code for a protein of 324 amino acids. The record is from RefSeq and is a predicted model, not a curated record. The transcript has a single exon. NCBI's taxonomy places the organism in Eukaryota, Metazoa, Chordata, Mammalia, Rodentia, Cricetidae. Gene Ontology annotation, biological process: pyrimidine nucleotide-sugar transmembrane transport. Gene Ontology annotation, molecular function: pyrimidine nucleotide-sugar transmembrane transporter activity. Gene Ontology annotation, cellular component: Golgi membrane.